AUGAAGAUUGAGAUAGAGAGCAAGAAGUUGAUCAAACCCUCAGCUCCAGCAGUUGACAGCCUUCGCAAGCUAAAAAUCUCUCUAAUUGAUCAGCUUCAGUCUCCAGCUUAUGUUGAUGUCACUCUCUUCUACUCAUCCAAAAAGGAUGUACGCGACCCUUCAUUCGUACCUAUUAGCAAAAGAUCUCGGCUGCUCGAGAAAGCGCUCGCGGAAACCCUAACCCUCUUUUACCCUCUUGCGGGGCGAUACGUCGAAGAGAGAUGCUUGGUCGAAUGGGACGACCAAAGGGUGGAGUUCUUGGAAGCCAAAGCUGAUGGCACUCUCGAUCAAUUUCUCCAUGGAGAAACUGACCCCGAUGAUGUCCUCGGUCAUUUGGCAACUCAACCUCAUCCGGUGGACCAGAUUGCGCCGCCUCUAGUGGUUGUCCAAAUGACCACGUUCACUUGUGGCGGCAUGGCGGUCGGCCUGCGCAUCUCGCACAAGAUUGCUGACAUGCACACUGUAUCGUCCUUCCUGAGCACGUGGGCGAUGGCAUGUCGCGGAAGUGUUCACGAGGCGAUCCAUCUCCAAUCCAUCUUGAAACUCAAAGCCAUUGCAAGGAGCGGUGGUUUCGAUUUCGAAAGGGAACCCUCUCGUGUGGAGCUGGUUACGGCGCUCGUUUCCAUUGCUCUCUUGAAAAUUGCCAAGCUAAAAAAUGGGCAGUCCAAGCCGUUCCUCAUUUCGCACAUGGUGAACUUGCGCGGAAGGACAGAUCUCGUAUCGCACGAUAAUUUGUGCGGCAAUUUCUACACAGUGGUGAGCGGGAAGUCCACAGCCGAAGUGACCGAGCUUGGGCUACACGGCUUGGUGGGUUUGGUGCAAGAUGCGAUGACAACCUCGCUUGCUAAAGUAGCGAAUGCGAUAGACGGGACGGAUUUGGCCGAGAUGGUGAUGAACUUGGCGGGAGAGUAUCAAGAAGAACGGAGGAAAGGCGAUGUCGACAUGCUCAUCUUCAACAGCUGGUGUCGGUUUCCGGUGCACCAGGUUGAUUUGGGUUGGGGUGAGCCUGAGUUUGUGAGUAGCUUAUGCGCUCCGUUUGACUCGGUCAUGUUGAUGGAUCACCAGAAAGCUGAAGGCGGAGUUGAGGCGUGGGUGAGCUUGACUUAA
This is a messenger RNA of Syzygium oleosum, 1146 nucleotides long. RefSeq names its product acetyl-CoA-benzylalcohol acetyltransferase-like. NCBI's taxonomy places the organism in Eukaryota, Viridiplantae, Streptophyta, Magnoliopsida, Myrtales, Myrtaceae. The transcript is spliced from 2 exons. The record is from RefSeq and is a predicted model, not a curated record. The coding region runs from base 1 to 1146 and encodes 381 amino acids.